Anopheles marshallii is the source of this 1401-nucleotide messenger RNA. It is a transcript of the gene mEFTu1, whose product is annotated as elongation factor Tu, mitochondrial. Gene Ontology annotation, cellular component: mitochondrion. The record is from RefSeq and is a predicted model, not a curated record. Gene Ontology annotation, biological process: mitochondrial translational elongation. NCBI's taxonomy places the organism in Eukaryota, Metazoa, Arthropoda, Insecta, Diptera, Culicidae. Gene Ontology annotation, molecular function: translation elongation factor activity; GTPase activity; GTP binding. The transcript has 3 exons. Bases 1 to 1401 code for a protein of 466 amino acids.
AUGUCGACGUAUCUUGCUCUUCGAGCAAUUCUUAGCCCGCUUGCCCGCAAGACGGUCGCACAGAUCCUCUCGGCCGGCAAUGGGUUGAACGUUGUGCGAAGUUCAUCGCCGGCAAUCCGUGCCGUGCCGGUAAGGUUUUACGCCGAGAAGGAAGUGUUCAAGCGGGAUAAACCACACUGUAAUGUCGGCACGAUCGGGCAUGUCGAUCACGGCAAGACAACACUCACCGCAGCCAUCACGAAGGUGUUGGCAGAUAAGGAUCUGGCGGAGAGCAAAAAAUAUACCGACAUCGAUAAUGCGCCCGAAGAAAAGGCACGAGGUAUUACGAUCAAUGUGGCACACAUCGAGUAUCAAACGGAAAACCGUCACUACGGUCACACCGAUUGUCCCGGGCAUGCCGAUUACAUUAAGAACAUGAUUACCGGUACGGCCCAGAUGGAUGGUGCGAUAUUGGUGGUGGCCGCCACGGACGGUGCCAUGCCGCAGACGCGGGAACAUUUGCUGCUGGCGAAACAAAUUGGCGUUAACCACAUAGUGGUGUUUAUCAACAAGGUGGAUGCGGCCGAUCAGGAAAUGGUCGAUCUGGUGGAGAUGGAAAUCCGUGAGCUUAUGUCGGAGAUGGGCUUCGAUGGUGAUAACGUACCGGUCAUUAAGGGAUCGGCACUGUGUGCGCUGGAGGGUCGCGAACCGGAAAUGGGUGCUAAUGCCGUAAUGCAGCUGCUGGAAGAGGUAGACAAAUAUGUGCCGACACCGGUACGCGAGCUGGACAAACCAUUCCUGUUGCCGGUUGAAUCGGUGCACAGCAUUCCCGGCCGUGGUACGGUCGUAACGGGCCGCCUGGAGCGUGGCAUGUUGAAGAAAGGUCAGGAGUGUGAGUUUGUCGGCUACAAUAAGGUCAUUAAGUCAACCAUCACCGGUAUUGAGAUGUUUCAUAAAAUCCUCGAAGAGGCACAUGCCGGCGAUCAGCUCGGUGCCUUGGUGCGUGGCAUCAAGCGUGACGACAUCAAGCGCGGCAUGGUGAUGUGCAAACCGGGCACCAUGAAGGCGAACGAUAACUUCGAAGCUCAGGUGUACAUUCUGAGCAAAGACGAGGGCGGUCGGCAUAAGCCGUUUACCAGCUUCAUCCAGCUGCAGAUGUUCUCGCGCACGUGGGACUGUGCAACGCAGGUGCAAAUCCCCGGCAAGGACAUGAUCAUGCCGGGCGAAGAUGCCAAGCUGCAGUUGCGACUGAUGCGACCGAUGGUGCUGGAACAGGGUCAACGGUUUACGUUGCGCGACGGACAUAUUACGCUGGGUACGGGUGUGGUAACGAAGUUGCUAGCGCCACUUACGGAAAAGGAGCGACUUGCCCUUACCGAGGGUAAGAAGGCGCGCGAAAAAGCUGCCAGUGGUAAGGCGUAA